This is a messenger RNA of Apus apus (common swift), 2893 nucleotides long. RefSeq names its product TOX high mobility group box family member 2 (gene TOX2). Gene Ontology annotation, molecular function: chromatin DNA binding. Gene Ontology annotation, biological process: regulation of transcription by RNA polymerase II. Gene Ontology annotation, cellular component: nucleus. The transcript is spliced from 9 exons. Bases 45 to 1583 code for a protein of 512 amino acids. The record is from RefSeq and is a predicted model, not a curated record. Lineage: Eukaryota; Metazoa; Chordata; Aves; Apodiformes; Apodidae.
CAUGCCCGCUGGAGCCCCCGCCUGCCGCCGCCCGCAGCCCCGGCAUGGACGUUCGGUUUUACCCCUCCGGCCCCCCCGCCGUGGGCUCCCUGCCCGGUGCCGACCCCACUUGUCUCGGCCCCUUGGAUUAUUAUCAUUGCAACAAGUUUGAUGGGGAGAACAUGUAUAUGGGAAUGAAUGACAAUGCCCAGGAGUUUCUAUCAGCAAACCAGACAUAUAAUGGUCAGAACGAGAGUAACGAAGACUAUGAGAUCCCUCCCAUAACACCUCCUAACCUCCCCGACCCUUCCCUCCUGCACUUGGUGGACCAUGAAGCUGGAUAUCACUCCCUGUGCCACAGCCUCCCUCCGAACAGCCUGAUUCCAGCCUACCCCUACCAGAACAUGGACCUACCAGCCAUCAUGGUCUCCAACAUGUUGAGUCAGGAUGGGCAUCUUCUCUCCAGCCAGCUACCCACGAUCCAGGAGAUGGUCCACUCGGAUGCCACGUCCUACGAGUCCAGCCGCCAAGUGCCCCUGCUCAGCCGCCCCGGGAUGUUGGCCGGCCCCAUGAGUGCUCUCAGCCAGUCACAGCUGAUCUCUCAGAUGGGGAUGAGGAGUGGAGUUACCCACGGAUCCCCAUCACCCCCAGGAAGCAAGUCAGCUACACCAUCUCCCUCCAGCUCCACUCAGGAAGAGGAGACAGAAUCACACUAUAAGGUUACUGGAGAGAAAAGACCAUCAACAGACCUGGGCAAAAAGCCCAAAAGCCAAAAGAAGAAGAAAAAGAAGGAUCCCAAUGAGCCCCAGAAGCCCGUGUCAGCCUACGCCCUGUUCUUCAGAGACACACAAGCAGCCAUCAAAGGGCAAAACCCCAAUGCCACCUUUGGAGAUGUAUCAAAAAUAGUUGCAUCAAUGUGGGACAGUUUGGGAGAAGAACAAAAGCAAGCAUACAAGAGGAAAACAGAAGCAGCGAAGAAGGAGUACCUGAAGGCCCUGGCUGCCUACCGGGCCAGCCUCGUCUCCAAGAGCUCUGCUGACCAGGGGGAAACAAAAAGUGCCCAGAGCAACCCACCCUCCAAACUAAUCCCCCCCAAGCAGCCCAUGUACCCGAUGCCACCACAAGCUUCCUCACCCUACCCCGGCCUGGGCUCAUUCCUCUCCCCAUCAGACCUGCAGAACUACCGUGGCCACCCCCACCCCAGCCUCUCCAGGCCCCUCAGCUCCAAGCCCAUCCUGCCCAGCAUCAGUGCCUCUCCCCCACCCUCCUUCCAGAUCAGCCCCCCGCUCCACCAGCAGCUCUCCUUGCACCACCCGCAGAGCUCCCUCCUCAGCCAGCCCCUCAGCAUGACCCAGGUCCCCCAGCAGCCCCUCCUCUCCCCCCCCAUGGCACUACAGGUACAGCCCCCCAUGAACGCCUCACCACCCGGCCAGCAGGACUUCUCACAUGUUUCCUCUGAGUUUCAAAACAACGUUGGACCCCGUUCACCUGGAGCUUCAAACCCUCCAGGAAGCACUGAGUGGGACAAUGACUAUCCCAGCAGAGAGUGUGGGAUUAACCACUGCAGCAUGCUGCCGAGGGACAAGGCACUCUACCUCACCUAAAACUCAACAUCUCUUUGGGAGGAGGCUCAGACGAAGGACACUUGAGAGGGUCUAGCCCUACAGACCACCCGGAGAGGCACCGAGCAAGUCGUUACGGCCCCGAGAGCUGCCGCUUGCGCCUCGUCGCUGGCUUCGUUUCCAGGCUCUAGGAGCAGUUUUCAUUUCUGAUUUUUGCAACUCUCCACUCUUACUUCCCUGCAGAAACACCCCCUCCCCCCCUCUCAUCCCCCCCACCCCCCCCCCAAAAAAAAAAAACAACCUUAAAGGACAAAAAAAAAAUCAACCAAACUCCUCGAUCACGAAGAACGACAAAAACCGUUUUAAAAACUCGAGACAAAUUCAAAAUCAACCAACAAAACCAACCAAAAAAAAAAAAAUCAAAGAACCUAAGGACACCAUCUUUUUUUUUUCCUGCUUGCCAUCAGCUUCGCAUAGUAUUUUCCUAGAGAACUGCUUUUAGAUGCAACGUAGGCCCAGAUCUGGUGUCCUACCAGCGUUAGGCCAGCUCAGUAGGAGGAUGCACCCUUUUGACUUGCUAACAGCACUAAACUUUGUGCAAGAAAAAAUGUGAAGUUUGUGUGAAUAUUGUACAUGCAAAGGCCUUGGAUGUCUGGCAAAAAAAAAAAAAUAUAAAAAUAAAAUACAAAAAAAAAAAAUACAUACAAACUAUUGCUAGGUAGGUGGGAGAGCAGAAGGCAAAACAUGAGAGGAAAAUAGGUGGGAAAAGAUCAUGAAAAUAUAAUUUGUUGGCUAGUUGUAAGUAGUUUAUUAAGUGUUUUAGAGCUGUGCUAAAGACAUCUUUAAGAUUCUUUUUUUGGUGACAAACAAAACUAGUAGUUUACUUUCUAGUACAAGCAUUUUCUAUUAAUUGUAGCACUUUUUUUUUUUUUUUUUUAGUUAUACAUAGAAGGGAGAUGUGUAUAAACAGGAAAAAAAAAAAACCAACAAACCAACAAAAAAAAAAAAAAGAGCCUGCCAAACUUGUUUCUAUUAUUUGUACAGCAAGAAAUGGACAAUUUAUAUCCAUGUUGUAUGGCAUUAUUAUAUUAUUUUUGUUUUCCUGCCAUAUGUCCAUCUAUUUAAAAAAAUUGCUGACAAGGAUUUUUGCCUAUUUAUGACUAAUUAGAGAGCAUCAUUACAGUUCCUCAGAAGGUGCAUUUUUGGGUCCUUUUUUUUUUCUUUUUUCUUUUUCUUCUCCUUUUUAAUUUUAUUUUCUAUUUGGUUUGAGGGCUCUGCUUUGGCAGUGCCUGGCACAGUCGGUUCAACAAUGCUUAUCUUACCUUUCUUUAUAAUAAAACCUCUAAAAAGUA